AUGAAGAUUACCAAGCGAUCAUUACGGAAACAUCACGCCUAUCAACGACGAAAGAAGAUUUAUUUGUUUCUUGGAGCCUCCACGAUACUGAUUGGCUUGCUUCAUGUGGCCACUGGAUUCCCCUUUCUUUUCUUUGACAAUGACGAUGGGACUGGUAAUGCUGGAUCCGCCAACAACCACAACAACAACAACAAUAACAACAACAGUAAUAGGAAUAGGAAUAGGAAUAGGAAUAGUAGUGGCAAUAACAACAAGAACAAGAAUGAAUCGCCCAUUCAGCGAUUAAUAUCGGCACGCCAACAAUCCAGACAGCUCAAGUUUUACCAACAACAGCAGAUUGAAGAUUGCAAAAACUUUCCAGUUUUGGUUCACAAGCAAAAUCAAGACGAAGAUGACAAAUGGGAGACCAUUGAACAUCCUGUAUCGUCCUACCUGCAUUGGGAUCAGAACAUUUUGCCGGAAGAAGCCGACACGAUUCCACGCAACUUUCUCAAGGUUCCGCAUAUGUAUGCCACCAAAGAAAUGCGAGAAUAUCUUGGAAAUUAUGGAGAACGAUUAAUGACAAAGGACCAAGCCCAAAGCAUCGGAAGUUAUGUCAUGUUGGAUCGCAACACUUGGAAACGAGUUCCGGAAGCCUGUUCGGAGAUUCACACCACUGAGGUGGAGAACACGGACUUGUUGGACGAUGCCGACGAUGACGCAAGUGCUGCUGCUGCUGCUGCUGCUGGUGAAGAAGCAAAAGCAAAAGCAAAAGCCAAUGAUUCUCCGUACAUCAAGGUAGAAACAAUCAAUGUCAUGUUGGCUUCCUUUCGAGAUGGAACCAUGUGCAAAAACACCCUCAAGGGAUUGUUUCGUCGGGCCAAGUUUCCCGAACGGGUUCGAGUCACCAUUGUCGAUCAAGUCUUGCCCAAUCCAGAUGAGGAGGGAUCGGAUGACGAGGAUGAUGGCAAUACUAAUAAUAAUCAGAACAACAACAACAACAACAACAACAAGGGUCACGAGAAAUAUUACGACGAAGAAAGCGAUACACCCUGCAUCACACCCUUUUAUCCCUGUGACGAAGAUCCGACCCAAGUCUUGUGCGAAUACGCCAGUCAAAUUGAUACCCUUCCGUUCAAUGCCUUUGAAAGCAGUGGACCAGUUACCAGUCGACAUUUGGCCUAUCGCAUGUACCGAGGAGAGUACUUUGUCUUGCAAGCGGAUUCCCACGUCGAAUUUACCUUUCAAUGGGACCAAGACAUUAUUGAUCAAUGGAAAUCCGCCAAGAAUGAAAUGGGAAUCAUGUCGGUCUACCCGGAUCAUGCCUUUUUUGUCGACCCCAAGACUGGAUCAAGGACUGCCAGAUGUCGGGCCAUUAUGUGUUCGACCAGCUUUGAAGAUUCACAGGACUUUGGAAUGCAUUUGCGACAUGACCAAGAACCCUGCACGGAACUUGCCUUUAAGGAUCGGCGGCUGCAGCUACAGGCCUAUUGGGGAGCCGGAUUUAGUUUUGCCCGAGGUCACUUUGCCAUCAAUGUCCCAUACGACCAGUACUUGCCGCACAUUUUUCAAGGAGAAGAGAGCAACAUUGGGAUCCGGGCAUUUACCUAUGGUUACGAUACCUAUGCUCCUAGUGGGCCAAUUGUCUAUCAUUAUUACGUUGCCAAGAGUGACGUGGAACGAAAACAAUAUCAUCAAACGAAGAAGGAGAAAGUACCCCUCCGAUUUUGGGAAUUGCCGUCCUAUGAUGUCGAAGUUGCCUUUCAGGCCAUGCAACGGCUCAAUACGAUUAUUGAAUUGCAAACCAAUGAUAAUGGAGGUCAUGUCUUUCCCAAGGAGAUGAAGGAGUAUGGAACUGGACAGGUGCGAUCCGUCGAUCGAUACUAUGAUACAUUUGGAUAUCACCGGGAUACCAAAACGAUGGAACCCAACAUGUGCAUGUUUGUCAUUACACAAGCAAUGAACAAGCAAUUUAUCCCAGCAUUACGACCGGAUACAAUGGGAAUCGAUUACAGCCACGACAACUUGAAAAACUUUGUUUUCAAAGAUAGAUGGCCAUGCCCAAGAUAUUAUUGGAACGAAGGGAUAUGUCCAAACAGUACUGACUACUCGGAAGAAGGAGAGGAAUGGGUAUCAUCAUACGAUGAUGUAUCGGGCGCGGUAGCCGAAGCAUUAAGCGAGGAUUAA
Messenger RNA from Cylindrotheca closterium, 2166 nucleotides. The record is from the annotation of a GenBank genome assembly. Lineage: Eukaryota; Bacillariophyta; Bacillariophyceae; Bacillariales; Bacillariaceae.